Ustilaginoidea virens is the source of this 813-nucleotide messenger RNA. RefSeq lists its product as uncharacterized. Lineage: Eukaryota; Fungi; Ascomycota; Sordariomycetes; Hypocreales; Clavicipitaceae. Gene Ontology annotation, cellular component: U2-type prespliceosome; U1 snRNP. The record is from RefSeq and is a predicted model, not a curated record. The transcript is spliced from 2 exons. Gene Ontology annotation, molecular function: mRNA binding. Gene Ontology annotation, biological process: mRNA splice site recognition. Bases 1 to 813 code for a protein of 270 amino acids.
AUGGCCGCCGAGCAAAGAAAGCUGCUCGAGCAGCUCAUGGGACACCAGUCCACCUCGCGCGCAGCUCAGCUAUCCCUCACCGACCCCAAAGUCUGCCGGUCCUAUCUCGUCGGCACGUGUCCUCACGACCUCUUCACGAAUACGAAGCAAGACCUCGGCCAGUGCCCCAAAGUCCAUUCCGAGCCCUUGAAAUCCGAAUAUGACGGCUUAUCGGAUCGAGAGAAGCAGCGAUACGGGUUCGACUACGACUACAUGCGCGAUUUGCAAAAGUACAUUGAGGAUUGCAAUCGGCGAAUCGACGCGGCGCAAAAGCGGCUCGAGAAGACUCCAGAUGAGAUACGCCAAACCAAUGUCCUGCUGAAAGCCAUUUCGAACCUGUCGGCGUCCAUAGCAGACGGCCUCCUGGAAGUCGAAGUCCUCGCCUCCAUGGCCGAGGUGUCCCACGCAAUCGACGAAAAUUUCCGAGUCAAGCAGACCAUGCAAAACAAAGCCGACAAGGAGAAGGAGCUCAAGGCGCUCUCAGACACGUCCGGUCCCUCUGGCCACCAGAAACUGCAGGUGUGCGACGUAUGCGGUGCCUACCUUAGUAGGUUGGACAAUGACCGCCGCCUAGCGGACCACUUCUACGGAAAGAUGCACCUGGGAUACGCAUCUAUGCGGAAAACAUACGAAGCGUUCCCGCGGGAGUUGAAGAGCAGGCAGAGACAGAGCAUGGCGGACGAUGAUAUGGGAGGAGGAUCUGGAGGCGCACGAGGGCCAAGGUCAGGUGGCCAUAGGAGUGGGAGAAGCGCGAGACACCGCAGCGGGUGGUAA